UUUUUAUUAGAUUAAUGGGAUGUCAAGAUUUACUUGACGAUGUUCCUGGUCGAUUACCGAGAAGAGAUCAAGGCCCUCAUAUGUCAAGCCCUGCAGAUUUGCGUAGUUUUGUGCGUGCUACUGGUAAAGGUUUGACUGGACGUGGCUCUUCAAAAUCGUACAGUAUUAAAGAAGAAACUUCUAAUGAAAUAAUGGCAGUUUUAAAGUUAGAUAACACUACAGUUGCUCAAACCACUUGGAAACCAUGUAGCCAACAAGCUUGGGAUCAAAGAUUUAGCAUAGAUCUUGAUAGGUCUAGAGAAUUAGAAAUUCAAGUAUAUUGGCGAGAUUGGAGAUCAAUGUGUGCAGUUAAAUUUCUUCGUCUUGAGGAGUUCAUUGAUGACAACAGACAUGGCAUAGCUCUCCAUUUAGAACCUCAAGGUCUUUUAUUUGCUGAAGUGAAAUUUUUGAAUCCUAUGAUAUCAAGAAAACCUAGGCUUCAGCGUCAAAGAAAAUUAUUUAGGCACAAAGGCAAAAACUUCUUACGUCCUGGACAAAUGAAUAUAAAUGUAGCAACAUGGGGUCGUUUAAUGAAAAGAGCAAUGCCACAAAAUUGUUCAGAACAACCAGCAACAAUAAGUCCUCCUUGCCUAAUGGCAAACA
This is a messenger RNA of Parasteatoda tepidariorum (common house spider), 642 nucleotides long. RefSeq names its product serine/threonine-protein kinase N (gene Pkn). Lineage: Eukaryota; Metazoa; Arthropoda; Arachnida; Araneae; Theridiidae. Gene Ontology annotation, biological process: protein phosphorylation; signal transduction. The record is from RefSeq and is a predicted model, not a curated record. Gene Ontology annotation, molecular function: protein serine/threonine kinase activity; small GTPase binding; ATP binding.